Colletotrichum spaethianum is the source of this 912-nucleotide messenger RNA. RefSeq names its product rRNA-processing protein FCF1. Lineage: Eukaryota; Fungi; Ascomycota; Sordariomycetes; Glomerellales; Glomerellaceae. The record is from RefSeq and is a predicted model, not a curated record. The coding region runs from base 1 to 912 and encodes 303 amino acids. Gene Ontology annotation, cellular component: nucleolus; preribosome, small subunit precursor. Gene Ontology annotation, biological process: maturation of SSU-rRNA from tricistronic rRNA transcript (SSU-rRNA, 5.8S rRNA, LSU-rRNA). The transcript has 3 exons.
AUGGGCACAAAACGAGGACACUCCGAGUUUGACUCGGAAGGCGCACAGCUGGACGAUCAACGCAGCAAUUCCCCGGGCUCGGAAAACGGGCAGCACGACAACAAGAGAUUCAAGGCCACCAGGAAGAAGCACAGGGCGAAGGAGGGCACGACGAACUGGAACAAGACCCGCGCAAGAGCCAUCAGGAGACUUCUGCAGAGCGGCAAGGAGCUGCCCGCCACGAAGCGCAAUGAACUGGAACAGGAGCUGGAGGCGCUGCAGGAGAGGGUCGAGGAGCACGACUUCAAGAAGAGGCGGAGCAACAUGAUCCAGAAGUACCACAUGGUUCGGUUCUUUGAACGGAAAAAGGCAGAGAGACUCCUGAAGCAACUGCGCAAGAAGCUCCACCAAACCGAAGACCCCGAAGAGAAGAAGCGCCUCGAGGCCGAGGCCCACGUAGCCGAAGUCGAUGUCGCUUACGCCCGCUUCUUCCCUCUGAUGGAACGCUACGAGAGACAAGAACGCCGAGGAGGGGGGCAGAAGGAGGAGGAGGAAGAGGACAAGCCCGAGGCCGACGCAAAGCCGUUCAAGCAGCCCAAAGCCCUGCGGGCGCUCCACGCCGAACGGCCAAAGAUGUGGGCCACCGUCGAGAGGGUCCUGCCAGAGGGCGAAGCGGCGCUGUACAGGCUGCGCGACCGCAAGUCGCCGGCGGACGCGGCUCCGCACCAGAGACAGCCUCUGCCGCAGCGGAAGCAGCGGCCGGAGCGGGUCAAGGAGGAGGACCCGUGGCUGGCGCGGUCAAAGAAGACGUGGAACGACGCGAAGACGAAGGAUCCCAAGCAGCCGAUGAACAGAAGGGAGCGCAGAGCGCAGGAGAGGAAGGCCCCGAUGAAGGUGGACGAAGAGGACGAUGGCACGGGCUUCUUUGAGUAA